AUGGGAGUGUUGAGUGUUGCCGUAACUACAUGUACAUCCACGUCAGAAAUGGAGGCCGAGAUGAGCCUUGUGGUGGUUCUCUUGGCACGUCAAUGGAACCGGAAAGGAGCUGCUGGUAAAGGUCAUGAAGCCCGAAAGGUUGGGAACUCAGACAUAUGCGAGCAUGCCUGUUGGUCUGAAAAGGACGGAGCUCUAUUAUGGAAUAACUCCUGCAUCAGACUAGACGAACCCGGUUUUGAGUGGGAUCCAGAUAACGAAACUUGA
Fusarium venenatum is the source of this 264-nucleotide messenger RNA. The record is from RefSeq and is a predicted model, not a curated record. Lineage: Eukaryota; Fungi; Ascomycota; Sordariomycetes; Hypocreales; Nectriaceae.